Seminavis robusta is the source of this 582-nucleotide messenger RNA. The record is from the annotation of a GenBank genome assembly. NCBI's taxonomy places the organism in Eukaryota, Bacillariophyta, Bacillariophyceae, Naviculales, Naviculaceae.
AUGGCACCAACCACAGUGUCCCCUGGCUUCUCCCACUGUCACCCUUGUUCCAGUGUCAAUCCGACUACUGCUAGUCCCACCAAUGGAACCUACGACCCAGGAAGUCCUCAUUGGCACCAACCACUGUGGGUCCCUGACUUCUACACCCACUGUCACCCCUGGUUCCCCAGUGUCAGUCAACUGCUGCUAGUCCACCACGAGAACCCUACGUUCCAGGAAAUCCUCAAUGGACCAACUGUGGUGGAUAUCUACACCACUGUCACCCCUGGUUCUCAGUGUCAUCACUGCGGCUGUCCCACCGACACCUACAGUACCCCAGGAAGUUCCUAUGGCACCACACUGGGUGUCCUGAUAUCUACACCACGUCACCCUGGUUCUCCCAGUGUCAAUCCAACUGCGCUAGUCACACCGACACCUACAGUACCCGGAAGUCCUCAUGGCACCAACCACAGUGGGUCCCAUGGUUCUACACCCACUGUCACCCUUGGUUCCCCCAGUGUCAAUCCGACUGCUAGUCCCACCAGGAACACCUACAGUAAACCCUGGAAGUCCCUCAUUGGCACCAACCACGUGGGUCCCUGA